ACAGACAGACGGACGGACGGACGGACAGACGGACGGACGGACAGACAGACGGACGGACGGACGGACAGACAGACGGACAUAACGAUCUUAUAAAGGGCUUUCUUUAAAGUGUUAAUUCUUUAGCUCCCUCUAAGUAAAGUAUUCGACCAAUUUUAUUGUCAUGACGCCUGUGAUAUUUCUAUUCAUCUUCUCCUCUGCUGGAAUAAUUAAAUGCGACCUGAUCAAUCCGUUGUCCCCAGUUUCAUCCAUUUUGAAGGUCCCAGCGGUAAUCGAGGAGUUGGAAAAUGUCUCUACAUUUUCAAACACCAUACCUUUUUUGAUAACGCUGAAUCUGGCCAACUUGACAGAAAUGUCAGGUCAAUCUCUGUCCAAUUGCACCAGCAAAAAUCCUUCCUGUCAUGUGCACAUUUUCCUACAAAAUUUAAUUCUCCAAAUACAACAUGAAUUGGAUGACACAACAGCCUUUGAUACCAAUGAUAUCAAUCACAAUAUUCGACUUCCAGGAUGAUGACAUCCUAGUAGGAUCAACUUCUACCACAAUUAAUUCAUUCUGGCUCAACUCGACUAAACCAGAUAUAUCGACGGCUGGUUACUACUUCACCUACUACUUCACAAAACUGAUGUCAGUCUUAUCUGAUUGCAGAAACCAAUUAGUUCCUAUGGCAAUUUAUUCAAACCCACAAAUCAUAUCGAAGCUACGCGAAACAAGUGAUUUGCUUCUCGAGCAUGGCUACAAAAUCUCCAUCCCUUGGGAUGGUGUGUUCAAGUUGAAAAUAGCGUCCUGUGUAAAACUGGAAAACAGCAUUGAAGUUUUGAUAAAACUUCCAAUCAAGAGAAUUAACCAAGAAUUUCAAUUUGUAGCCGUCACUCCCAUUCCUUAUCUGACAAAUGGAAUGCGUUGCGUUCUUGUGCUUCCUUCUACUCAUCUGUUGAUGUCCAGUAACAGAGCAGUGCCUCUUCCAUCACUCAGUGAACGAUUGUGCACAACGACAAAAGAGUUUUGUAUAAUACCCAUGGAGGAGCAUGUAGGAAGCAUCGACGUGUGCACUAUGGGAAUUCUUGCAGGAGAUUAUGAAAUAAUUCAACAGGAAUGCCAGGUCAAAUGCGCAGAAUCAAACGAAGUAGUUUACAGCAGCACAGGCAUUGGUCAAUUUUCAAUCACAGGUGGAAGCAAAUUUACUUUCACCUGCCAUGAACAGAUCAUGGACUACAGCGUGCAACGAUCAGGAUCGGUGAUGAUAAUCCAGAACCUCGUUUAUGCAUAGCCGUGCAAUUGCAGCCUAAGGGUGGACGAGGGAGAAAUAGUCAAUCCUCCAUACCCUUGUCCUAAAUUGAACCAGUUAUUACUGCCAAAUAUAACCCACUAUGAGAUUCAUCUUCCUAUUUCCAACAUAAUUGAAACACAGCGUCGAAGGAAUUUAUCGGAUACAAAUAUUGUAUACACCUGGCUUACAAUUAUCUCCAUCAUCUUAACCUAUUAUAUAUACACACGUAAUCGGCACAGAGGCUUUUUACCUGUCAGUCCUGUGCACCUUCUAUUCCUGGUCACGUUAGUCUCAGCGACCUCUGAAGUAGAGAAGGGUACAUCUGAUAUCAUACUCGAUAGUAUAUUAUCACUUUUCCGAAAUAUUAGCUUUUCAGACUCCAUAGUGUUCGUUGCAGCACUAUCUGUUGGGUCCUUCAUAUUCUAUUUUGGAGCAAAAAUAUAUUCUGUGCGUUCAGUACUAAUCAUGUCCACAGUCGGAACAUACAAAUUCAUUCGUGGAACUUUGACAUUCUGUCGCCGAAAAAAAAUAAGUACUAGACAAACCGAGAUGGCAGAAAUGGAACCGUCGUGCAAAACUGCAUUAAACAUAAAGUACACAACUUUAGAUGACAAUACUGUGUGAAGUUGUAAUAUUUUGAAUAUAUAUAAAUACUUUGAAUCUAUAUAAAUAUUUCGAAUCUGUAUAAAUAAUUUGAAUCUAUGUCAAAUGUUAAACAAUGUAAAAUAAAGCUAUUAUCAUGUU
Molecule: messenger RNA, 2009 nt
Organism: Folsomia candida
Lineage: Eukaryota; Metazoa; Arthropoda; Collembola; Entomobryomorpha; Isotomidae
Exons: 7
Coding region: 441-1265 (274 amino acids)
Source: RefSeq, a predicted model, not a curated record